GAAGCUAAAACUAUAAGAGACACCCCUAAUCAAGCACAUCACAUAUGUGUCUCAAUAGUGUAUACACACAGUGACAAAAAAACAUCAAAAUGGAAAGGGGGGUUUUCGAAGCUGCACUAGAGGGAGAUGUGGCAACCUUAAAGAGGUUGUUACAUGAAGAUCCUUUGAUUCUCGAUCGAACCAUAGUAAACAUUUAUUCCGAGACCCCAUUGCACGUUGCAGCGAUGCUGGGAUACCAUGAUUUUGUUAAGGAAAUCAUUACAAGAAAACCCCAACUGACUAAGGAGCUGAACUCGAAACACUCUUCCCCUCUUCACCUCGCGGCGGCCAAAGGGCACGUUGAUGUGGUUAGGGCUUUGGUGUUAGCUGAUCCCGGGAUGUGUAAGGGUCGUGAUAGAGAUGGCCUAACUCCGGUCCACCUGGCAGCCAUGAAAGGAAGAGUUGAAGUAUUGAAGGAGUUGAUUGAUGCAAUAUCGUGUAGAAGUGGAUUGGUUGAUAUGAUGGGUGUGGAUAAUGAGCGGUUGGGAGAGAGCAUUUUGCAUAUGUGUGUUAAGCAUAGCCAGUUGGAGGCUUUGAAGAUUGUGGUGGAGAUGAUAGGAGAUGGUGGUGGGGGUUUUGUGAAUUGUAGAGAUAGUUUUGGCAACACAAUUCUGCAUCUUGCUGUGGCAGAUAAACAAUUUGAGACUGUGAAGUAUUUGCUCAUGCAUACUACAAUAGAAGUGGAUGCUCAAGACUUAAUUGGGUUAACAGCUACGGACAUCCUCCUUCAAACUAGAAAUGAUAAUAUUGCACAACUUCUUAUCCACAACCAGCAGGGACCUAAACAAGCAUCGCAGCAGCAGAGCCAACCCUCCAGAAACAAGAAGAAAAACAAAAGAAAAAAGCCAAUUGGCAACAAAAACAAUAAUACCAGCAAGCCCCCAAAUGCAAAAGAGCACUGGGUUCAAAAAAUGCGAGACGGAUUAAUGGUGGCGGCUUCUUUGCUGGCAACAAUGGCGUUCCAGGCAGUUGUCAGCCCUCCUGGCGGUUUAUUGCAAACCAACGACACACCCAUAAGACAGUCAGAAAUCCAAAACAACAUAAAUAGUUUCUUUUCUUUUACAGGAAACUCCGAAUCCUUUGUCGCCCCUGCACCGUCGUCUAGUAUAAACGACACACUCAUAAAUGCUACAAUUGGGAAAUCCGUGAUGUCUUAUUACAAGCCGCUGCUUUAUAAUAUGUUCCUGGUGGCCAACACCACCAGCUUUCUUGCAUCUCUCACUAUCAUUCUGCUGUUGAUAAGCGGUUUGCCGCUAAGCCGGAAGUUCUUUAUGUUCAUCAUGAUGAUCAUAAUGUGGGUGGCCAUCACAGGGAUGGGGCUAAGUUAUUUCUUCUGCAUAAACAUGAUUACUCCGGAGAGGAGUAACAUGAACAUAGGGCUUUACUUGUACAGAAUUGGGGCGUGUUUGUUAGCAGGGCUUGCCGUGAUUCUUGUGUUAGGGCACAUAAUUCAGAUGACAGUCAAGAUGGUCAAAUGGGUGUGGAGAGCAUUGAGGAGAAAGCCGAAGAAGAUGAAUUCAAGUUCUAUGGAUAUAGACUCUUGUAACGAGAUAUAUGUCACAUGAAGAUCAGAACUACUUCAGAAUUGAGCCAAAUAUAUACCUUCUAAUUCAGUAUAUGAACCAAAAGUUAUUAUAGUCAAUUUGUAUUAGAAUAGUUUGUUAUGUACUUCAUAGUCAAAUUAAAAUACAUGAUUUUUGUAAAUUCAGCGGA
Molecule: messenger RNA, 1752 nt
Organism: Ipomoea triloba (trilobed morning glory)
Lineage: Eukaryota; Viridiplantae; Streptophyta; Magnoliopsida; Solanales; Convolvulaceae
Product: ankyrin repeat-containing protein NPR4-like
Exons: 2
Coding region: 90-1604 (504 amino acids)
Molecular function (GO): protein binding
Source: RefSeq, a predicted model, not a curated record